Chondrus crispus (carragheen) is the source of this 1985-nucleotide messenger RNA. RefSeq lists its product as hypothetical. The transcript is spliced from 2 exons. The record is from RefSeq and is a predicted model, not a curated record. The coding region runs from base 1 to 1536 and encodes 511 amino acids. Gene Ontology annotation, cellular component: site of double-strand break. Gene Ontology annotation, molecular function: NAD+ poly-ADP-ribosyltransferase activity. Lineage: Eukaryota; Rhodophyta; Florideophyceae; Gigartinales; Gigartinaceae.
AUGAAGAAAGAGCCAGCUCAAGAACCAGCUACUGCCCAGGACGUGCAGGUAAUCAUUCCGGUCGAUACUAUGUGUCCGAAUGCCGAGCGGUAUGUUGUCUUUGGUGAUUUCGAUGCGACCCUCAACCAGACCAAUAUUAUGAAGGGGAACAACAACAACAAAUAUUACAGGAUUCAAUUGUUGCAACAUAAGAAGACGAAACGCUUCCUCCUUUGGACGCGCUGGGGACGGGUUGGCGAGGCGCGAAGCACACAGACAAAACUCCAGUCCUGUAACGGCCAAGAGGGGUGCGAGCAAGCCUUUGAGAAGAAGUUUAGCGACAAGACUGGCAACUUAUGGGACAACCGCGACAACUUUGUACCCCGCAAGAAAAAGUAUGAAAUGCUGGAAAUGGAUUACACCACGAAAAAGGAGGAAGACGUGAAACCAUUGAUAAUGUCUCUGAAGAGCAAGGAAGAGAAUGUUGAGUACCUUCCUUCGUGCUUGCCGGACGAAACUCGUGAUUUGAUCGAAAUGCUGUUUGAGGAGGACGUGUACAUUGACGCCCUCAGGGAAUUUGAAAUCGACGUUAACAAGAUGCCGUUGGGUGCGUUGUCGACCGACCAAAUUCAGAAGGGUGUUGCGGUUCUCGAAGAGCUUGAACAAGCUCUCAAGGCCUCUGGGAAUCAACGUGCGAAACUGGAGCGGCUAUCUUCGCAAUUCUACACGACGAUUCCUAGGGAUUUCGGGAGGACUCGUCCCCCUGUGAUUUCCAAUCCCGACAUGCUGCAGAAGUGCUACGACAUGUGUAAUGUUCUUCUCGAUAUGGAGAAGGCCACCGACAUGAUGUCCAAGGCUGCAGACACAGUCAAGGAAGAGAAGGAAGAUCCUCAGAAACUCCCUCAUCCAACGGAGGCACAAUAUGCGUCACUGAAUGCCGAGCUCAAACAUAUACCGAGAGACAGCGAGGAGUAUGAUGUGGUUGCGAAGGCGUUCGAUAAAACCAAGGGACAGUAUGAAAGCGCCAAGCUCCUUGAUGUUUGGCGCGUUGAAAGAAUGGGUGAGAAGGCACGGUUCGAGCAGGUGAGCCAUCACAACAACUACUUACUCUGGCAUGGAAGUCAUAUCGCUGCUAUUUCGGCAAUUCUCGCAACAGGUCUGAGAAUCAUGCCACAUUCUGGAGGCCGGGUGGGCCGCGGUAUCUAUCUGGCAUCAGAAAAUGGAAAGAGCCAAUCGUAUACGACGCCGGAGUGUCGGCGCAAGGUUGGCUGCAUGUUUCUAGCAGAGGCGGCGCUUGGGAAGAUAGCUGAGAUUAUAAAAGACGAUCCGAGCUUGAAACGGCCCCCCAGUGGUUUCGAUUCGGUGAGAGCCUGCGGCAGACAAACACCGGGUGGGUUCAAGGAAGUUCAAUUCGAUGAUAGACAUGUCAAGUUGCCUGUUGAGCAACCUGUUGAUAACCCCAAAGCCAAAGACAGUAGCUUCCGUCAAGAUGAGUACUUGAUAUACAACGAAGCACAGGCGAGAAUACGAUAUGUAAUAACUGUGAAGAAGGGCUAGAAAUAAUUGCAUUAAGUUGGGAUACAUUCAUCGUUCGAGACAUAAUUUGUCUGCUCUCCCUUUUCUGGGCUUUCUAAGCAUAGUUCUGGUCAAAAAAAACAAGCUGUACGUGAGUGGAUGUGUUAUCUCUAUUAGAUCCGAUCGUCCAUUAGACCACCGCCGUUAGUUCAGUCUGGAGUUAGUUGGCCUUCACGAGAUUGUAUGAGCAUCGUUAAAGCCACCUUUCAAAAGCUGAAGUAGUGAUCGUAGGAUCAAGUAGAUGUUUUAAGUUACAACGCUGCUCUAAAUCUGCAGGAUCUCAAAGAAUUCAAGGUAGACGGCUGGUUCUGGUUCCCUCUCAGACUUUUUCUACGCUACGACCUAAUAAAUCCCUAGUGAGGUACAGGGCCGCGACAAAAUGUGUGCAGGUCACGUCUUGAAGCGUUGGGCACUACACACGCUUAUGGAAA